CCAUGGUAGAAUCUCCGGUGUAAGCAGGAUCAGUUCACAAGUCCAGUUCCCAAAGAGUAUAAAAGGGUAGAACAUCGAAGGGAACAUCAUUCAGUGUUCCGUGUUGAGUCAAGAACGUAUAAGUAGAUCCCCUAUACAUCCUCGCAAAAAUGGCUUUUAAACUUGUAACAAUUCUAGCUCUAGUAACAGUCGCUUCCGCACAGCUUUAUCAGGCAGCGGCACCACUUAGACGUGUUGCAGUCUCGCAACCACUGUUGGCGAAAGUUGAAGACCAACCCGAUCCCAACCCACAAUAUAACUUUGCCUAUGACGUCCAAGACAGUUUGUCCGGUGAUUCAAAAAGCCAAUUUGAAUCUCGUGAUGGGGACCUUAUCAAAGGUCAGUACUCGUUGAUUGACGCUGAUGGCUACAGGAGAGUUGUCGACUAUACUGCUGACCCAGUUAACGGUUUCAACGCAGUGGUCAGUCGUGAACCUUUAGCCGGUGCGGACGCUGCGAAAGCUGUUGCUGCACCGUCGAUUGUUAAGGCGUCUCCCUUCGCCUACGCUGCCACACCUGGCCUGUUAAAGGCUCCAUUGGCUCAAGUCGCGGCACCAUCUGCAUUUAUCAGAGCGGCACCAUUGGCGGCUGCUGCUCCGGGUUACCUGGCCUAUGCUCAUCACUGAAUCUCAUUGAAUCAAUACCAUCCUCUUCACUAUUGUUACAACUUCACUCAUCUGGCUUUGUUGGAAAAAUGGAAACAUUGUGAUAGUAAUAUAAUUUGAUGCUGAAAUAAAAAAAAUUGUACAAUAGUA
This is a messenger RNA of Hermetia illucens (black soldier fly), 794 nucleotides long. RefSeq names its product larval cuticle protein A2B-like. Lineage: Eukaryota; Metazoa; Arthropoda; Insecta; Diptera; Stratiomyidae. The record is from RefSeq and is a predicted model, not a curated record. Bases 150 to 665 code for a protein of 171 amino acids. The transcript is spliced from 2 exons. Gene Ontology annotation, cellular component: extracellular matrix.